GUCGACCUGUUAUUCGAGGGCAACUUAGCGAAAACGGAUUUCGAACACCAUCUAUUGGAUCUUUGGGAUCGUGUUUACAUGCACUUUUUCGUCGAACCAAAUGCCACGGAAAAUGUGGCCCAUAGGCAAGCCGCAAAAUCUACGUUUGUCUUCUUCGAUGCUUCUACACAUGGCUUUAACAAAAGCAUCGACGCUUCUCUGUUCAAUUUGUUUGGACGUCUCCGCAUGUUCGCUUCUUCGUUUGGAGGCUUUGAUUAUCGCGACGUAGUAGCCUACUUUCAUAAGAACAUUGGGACCAUCAUAAACGUGAUCGACCCCGUAUGGAGAGUCGUUAGUUACCAUGCUGGCUUUAUCACCACUUCUCUUAUGGGGACUGCCUCUCUUCUAUGCGCUGGUGGAUCGGUGGUUCUAAACUUCACAUUCUCUUUCCUCAUCUUCCUGUCGACACUGUUUUACCUCCUUGCGGCCAGCGAUUCAACUUACCUGCCGGUCGAGUUCAUCGCCUCCCUCACGCCACAGUCAGGCGAUGCGAGUCCCGCCGUCCUCUCUUUCUACACCUCCGCCGAAGCCGCCGUCACUAGUGUUGUCGUGACGACCCUAAAACGCACCGUGUUUUAUGGGAUGUACACGCUUCUUAUUCAUACACUAUUUGGACUGGAUGCUGUUGUGAUACCUUCCAUAAUCGCGACAAUUCUUGGCGCGAUCCCCUUGGUGGGAACGUACUGGGCAGUACUUCCAGGUGUAGUGGAACUUUUAUGUCUUCGUGGUUCCUAUUGGCUAGCUUUCCUUCUGCUGAUUCUCCACAUCCUUCCCUAUUCCUUCAUGGACACAGCUCUCUACAGUGAAAUAAAGGGAUCUGUUUGGCUUCGUUUGGGGUUGUCAGUGCACAGAGUGCUGACCUCCAAGCCCAAGCCCAAAGCUAACCAACAGCAGAUUGUCCAACCACCUUAUUCGGAGUUGCGCUUUGACGCCACCCUCCAGUCCAUUGGCCCCGCAAACGCGCCCACACACGCGCCACAAUGGCACACUUCAGCCGGCCAUCCUUAUCUUACUGGUCUCUCCAUAGCUGGGGGUUUGUACUACUUCGGGAUUGAAGGGGCGUUUGUUGGACCAAUGGUGCUCUGUUUUGUGUUGGUUGGUGUGAAUCUCUACCGUUGUCUGAUGCUAGAAUCCACAGAUAGAGCUCAAGUAACUCGCGAAACUGCUCUCAGGACAAGAGUUGCAAGCAUCGAUCGGUAUCGUUCUGUGAAUAAGCCAAGGCUGAAGCUUUAUGCGCAUCGUCGGAACAUCUACAGAAUAUCACCCAAAAAGCAGACCUCGCCAAUGCACGUCCAGAUUUUGAGGGCACGAAGUGAGGGUGCUGACUUCGGCAAAUGA
Messenger RNA from Mesocestoides corti, 1377 nucleotides. The record is from the annotation of a GenBank genome assembly. NCBI's taxonomy places the organism in Eukaryota, Metazoa, Platyhelminthes, Cestoda, Cyclophyllidea, Mesocestoididae.